GGCAGCCGGCCCGCAUAACCACCGCCGCGCCGCGCCACGCCGUGUGGGCCCGUGCGGGCAAGUCAGCGAGUGACUGAGACGCCGUGCCGUGCCGUGCCCGCCAGCGCGGUCGCCGCCGCCGACGUGACUCGAGGCGCAGACGGGGAAUGGGAGAGACACGCCGCCAGUUCCCUUGGGGUGAACAACAGGCCACCGCCGGAGGCGCGUGAGUACGGACGUUGAAUCGCGCGGGCGAGGUUAGAAGAUGGCCUCGUUACUGCCGGUUUCCCAGUGAGCGAACGCGACUGCUGCUGUAGAAGGAAGACUGAACCUCGCGGCCGGUAGAGCUUUUCGAAUCUACCGAGUGUCUCGAAACGCCGCCAUAUUGGAAAAACAUUGGGUGUAGUGUCCGAUCGCUGGUGUCGCAAGAGGGCCUGUGUUGUUGUUGUUUGUUGUGUUGUGCGCGAUUAACAAGCCGUCAAGAUGUAUAAACUUCUCGGAGGGUUCAAGGAGUAUUUGAAGUGGCAGGACAUUGUGGUGGACAACGCCGUCUUCAGGCUGCACAACCUGUUCACGACGGUGCUGUUGCUGACGUGCUCGGUUAUCAUCACCGCCACGCAGUAUGUGGGCACGCCGAUCCAGUGCAUCGUGAACAAGGGGCUGCCCGCCCGGGCCAUCAACACCUACUGCUGGAUCACGUCCACCUUCACGAUGCCCGACGCGUUCCUGCGGCGCGCGGGCAGCGAGGUGGCGCACCCCGGCGUGGCCAACGACUACGGCGAGGAGGACAGCAAGAAGUACUACACCUACUACCAGUGGGUGUGCUUCGUGUUGUUCUUCCAGGCCGUGAUGUGCUACACGCCGCACUGGCUGUGGCGCGCGUGGGAGGGCAACCUGCUGCGCACCAUCAUCAUGGGGCUGAACGUGGGCAUGUGCAAGGAGGAGGACAAGACCAAGAAGAAGAAGGCGCUCAUCGAAUACCUGCUGCGCCACGUCAAGAGACACAACAUGUAUGCCCUGCGCUACUGGUUUUGUGAAUGCUUGUGCCUCAUCAACAUCAUUGGCCAGCUUUAUCUCAUGAAUCACUUCUUUGAUGGUGAAUUUUUCAGUUAUGGUUUAAGAGUAAUGAGUUUUUCGCAGCAGGCUCAAGAAGAAAGAGUGGACCCGAUGGUUUAUGUGUUCCCUCGAGUAACAAAGUGCACAUUCCACAAAUUUGGCCCAUCAGGAACAAUACAGAAGCAUGACUCCUUGUGUGUCUUGCCUCUGAACAUUGUAAAUGAGAAGACCUACAUUUUCCUUUGGUUUUGGUAUAUAAUAAUGGCCACAUUACUUGCCCUUCUUGUUGUGUAUCGUGCCCUAAUUUUGGCACUGCCGUCAAUCAGGCCCAGAUUACUGCACACGAGAAACAGAUACAUAUCCAGAGAGGUGGCAGAAGCAAUAUCGCGCAAAACAGAGGUUGGAGACUGGUGGGUUUUGUAUAUGCUUGGGAGGAACAUGGAUCCAUUAAUUUAUCGAGAAGUUGUUUCAGAACUAGCUAAAAAAAUUGAGACUGCUGCUAGUAACAAUCCUUGAUAACAGUUGACUUCCUUCAAACAUAUCACUUACAUAUAAAUACAACGACAAUACGGAAGAACAUGUAUGUGCAUCAUUCCCUAUGGGAACUUGCAUUUGUGCUGAAUAUAAUUGCUCAUCUGUUUAUUAUUAAAAUGAUUUUUCCAUGAAGAGAGCAUGUUGAUAUUGAAAGUAUUAUGUGAUAAAAAAAGUCAUUGUAGUAUCCAUCAGUCAGGUAUAAGGAUGUUAUUAGCAGAUAUUAUAGGAACUUAAAGCUGACUGCUUGAUAUUACAGUGUUUGUAAUGUAAAGCAAAUGCUGUUGUAAUAUUGGGGUCUCAGGUCACCUUUAGCAAUAUCUGAGAAUGCUUGUUGGUGCAGUAUUUUAUUAUAACCUGCAUGAAAAUUGUGUAUGCCAUAGUUUUCUUGUUCAGUAAAAGUUAAGUGGCCUGGGAAGGACAUGUCAACAGUUGUAAAAGAUAUUUUAAUUUCAGUUCAUGGUGCAUACAUGUGUAAUUGCCAAUCAUUAUUACUAAAUUGUGUAAAUUAUUGUUCAGAUAAAUCAUUCUUGUACAUAGUUUUAUGGCUAGAGGCUGAGGGGGUUACAAUGGCUGAUCCAUCAGUCAGUUCUGGAAAAGUGUGAUAUUUUCAGUGGCUUACUCCAUGUUGUUCUUGUAAAUGUAAUUUUUAUAAAACUUUUCCUUCUGUAAUUUUGCAAAUAACUUCCAAUCACAUACUGAAUAAUUUAAUAAACCUUUUAUAGGGAUUUGUUAUUUUGAUAUUAGAAAAUGUGAAGGAUGACCUCCACAUAGUGAUAGCAAAAAGACUUAUAAGGAAAACUGAAAAGGGAUUCUACAGUUUACUGUAAGGCCUGUAACAUGUGUGUUCACUUGUGUAUGUGAAGGUGCAUACACACACUGCUAGUAUAGCCUUUACAAUAUUUUCAAGGACUUUUAGGAGGGGGUUAUGUUUGGAUUAUAUAUGCAUGUGUAAUGUAGAUUCCUCAAGAACCAAAUGCCACAAGUUGCCUUCUUUGUGGCACAUUGUGUGCCACACACAUUCCAGAUCUUAAUUCAUAUUCGAUAUUUUUGUAUUCUAUACUCAUAGUUGUCGCAUUUAUUUUGGUUACUAUACAUCCAGUGACAAUUAUAAUGACUCGCUUAUCCUGUGCACAUUCAUUCCUAAUGCAAUGGAGGAAAAGACUGCAGAGAGAAAGGCAACCUGAGUGUUUCAGGGGAAAGAGUACUUGGAGAAAUAUUGAUUGGCACAAUUAUCAUUUUAUUCUUGCUAGUAUGAUUUUUGCUUUUCAUAAUUUUGGUAGCAGUAUUGUUCUUUUAUACCAUUUCAGUGAUAUUAACUUUGACAGUUUCAUGUAAUUUUUAAUUGAGCUGCCAGAGACUGUACGAAAGAUGGAUAUUGGAUGUUAAAAGUUUUGAUUUUUGUGUGCCACAAAUGGAAUGUUAGUGAAUUUUAUAGGGCUUUGUUAAAAAGUCUUAAAUAAAUUAUAGCAAACAAA
Gryllus bimaculatus (two-spotted cricket) is the source of this 3044-nucleotide messenger RNA. The record is from the annotation of a GenBank genome assembly. NCBI's taxonomy places the organism in Eukaryota, Metazoa, Arthropoda, Insecta, Orthoptera, Gryllidae.